Molecule: messenger RNA, 3089 nt
Organism: Paramormyrops kingsleyae
Lineage: Eukaryota; Metazoa; Chordata; Actinopteri; Osteoglossiformes; Mormyridae
Gene: rnf14
Product: ring finger protein 14
Biological process (GO): protein ubiquitination
Molecular function (GO): zinc ion binding; protein binding; ubiquitin-protein transferase activity
Source: RefSeq, a predicted model, not a curated record
AAAUUCGUUUUAGACAAUGCCAUCUUGUGGUUAUAUGAUGUGACUUACAGCCACGGGACCGGGCAAAGGGGGGGAGGGCGCUAAUUUAGAAGGAUUGAACUCCGACCUGCAGAGGGCGCCGCUCCUUUUCUCCAACACCACUUCCGGUGGAUUGCGUAGUCUGAUCUUCCUGUCGGUGCGAACUCGCAAGAGAUGUAAAUGUCUGAGGAUCAGGAAGCACAGGAGGAUGAGUUGCUGGCCCUAGCGAGCAUCUACAAUGAGGAAGAAUUCCGGAGAUCAGAGUCCACUCAGGGGGGCGAGAUCCAGCUCUGCCUGGAGCUCGCUAAGGAUUUCAAAAUAUACUUGAAAGGGGGAAAACAAACAGAAUAUGCUGUGUCUUUUCUACCUCCUCUGGUCCUGAACUUUGAACUUCCCCUGGAUUACCCAUCAACCUCUGCGCCUGCCUUUACCCUGAGCUCCAAAUGGCUGUCAAGGGCACAGCUGACAGCGGUGUGCCGGCGCCUGGACGAGUUGUGGGAGGACAGUCGGGGCACCGUGGUCCUCUUCUCCUGGAUCCAGUUCCUCAAAGAGGACCUGCUCAGCUUUCUGUCCAUCGAGUCCCCGCUGGAGAUCAGCAGCCCUGCCAGGGCCCCCCCGGAGCGGACGAAGGGCGAGGCGGACGCCGAGAAGGGCACCGGGAAGGACCUGCCGGACCCGCGGGCCGUGGUGGACGUGGACCCGCGCGAAGACAUCCUGACACGGCUGCUGGACUUUGAUGAGGCACAGCGGCAGAGGGUCUUCGACGGCAGGGUGUACAGCUGUGGCAUCUGCUUCGCCGAGAAGCUGGGCUCCGGCUGCCUCAACUUCAAGGAGUGCGCUCACGUGUACUGCCGGGCCUGCCUUGGCCAGUACUUUCAGAUCCAGAUCCGGGACGGCAAUGUCCAGUGCCUUAACUGCCCCGAACCCGAGUGCAGCUCUGUGGCCACACCCUCGCAGGUGAAGCUUCUGGUCGGGGAGGAGCUCUUUGCCCGCUACGACCGUCUCCUGCUCCAGUCCAGCCUGGAUCUCAUGGCGGACGUGGUCUACUGUCCGCGCAAGAUGUGCCACUCGGCCGUGAUGACGGAGCCCAACGCUACCAUGGGGAUCUGCCCUUCCUGUCAGUUUGCUUUUUGCGUGCUCUGUAAAAGGGCCUACCACGGGGUGUCCGAGUGUCAGACCACGGCAGCAGGGUUCUUGGCGAUGCUUCCUACCUUCGAAUGUUCGGCAUGUUCUGCAGAGGAGCUUCAGAGCCUGAGGGAAGACUACCUGUCCGCCAGUGCCGAGGGGAAGAGGUUCCUGGAGCAGCGUUAUGGGAAGAUGGUGAUCCAGAGGGCCAUCGAAGAGUCCUUCAGCAGAGAGUGGCUGGAUCAGAAUUGCAAGGGCUGCCCCCGCUGUGGUACCAACAUACAGAAGAUAGAUGGCUGUAACAAGAUGACCUGCACCUCCUGUAAGCAGUACUUCUGCUGGCUGUGCCUCAGCCUGCUCACCCACGGCAAUCCGUACAGUCAUUUCAAUAAUACGGCAUCUCCGUGCUACAACCGGCUGUUCCAAGGAGUCAAUAUGAAUGAUGAAGGCGAUGUAUGGAGCGAUGAAGAAGAUUAGCAGUCAAGAUACUGGCUCCAGAGUUUCCUUAUUCUCCUUGCACUUUAGGAUGCUUGUUAUGUUAUAUUCAAUAUUGAGAUGAUUAAAAAACAUCUAUAUUACUUUUUUAGUUUCUACUAAAUGAUUAUUUUAGAAGAACAUCUAUUAUAGUAAAACAGGGGACGAUUAUACUGAUGAUUAUGACAUUUUUAUGUAUGAAAAUACAGAUGUGUUCAGUUUGCACAAGAAUAGUCUCUGUCCACAGCUGCUUUGCAGUCCUGUUCUGCUUCUCAAAAGAUAUUUAAGCGUUUCGUUAUCUUUCUGUUGCUAGGGGAACCUUACUGUAGGCGCUGAACAUUGAACUGAGGCUAAACAGAUGUGGGGAAAAAAGGGGUAUUGCGCUAACGUGCUGGGUAUUUCAACAAGUGUGGCUGUGUUCGAAAUGCCCAAGUAGCUAAUAUGUAAACAUUAGCAAUAGGGAUGGUGAUAAAAAUACACCGAAUCGGAGACAUGGAACCCGGGAAUGUGGAGGAUUGUUGCAUUAAUGUAGGAUUUUAUUGUAGCUGUGUCCUUUAAGUGGUCACGUUGUGAAGGUGAGUGCAUUUGGAGUGUAAUUAUUCGGCAAAGUGAGUGGGAUGUGGACAGGCUGACUGCACACCCAGUGAGUAUCUCCUGAGCAGGUACCUCUCUCUUUGUUAUUAGUUUGACCCUUCCUGUAUGUACUCUUACACGUGCAUGGGAUUGGUAUCCCAGGCUCAGGUUAAUUCUGCCUUGGCCUGAGAGAACCUCAGCGUGAACACAAACACACAUGCCUCACUAUCCUUGGCCGGCUUGCCACAGGCUCAUCUUAGGCCCUGACCACAUUCAGGGGAGUACCUAGAAAUUCUGCCCCCUGACAAAAUGACACCUUGAGCCCGCCCUGCCCAUAUUUUACAUAUAAUGUUACGUAUUCCAGGGCUGCAACCCCCCCCCCCGAAUCUGUCAGGAUAUCCAUGCCCCUCUGACACGCCUCACCACAUGUGACUACUCAGAGUGAUCAGAGCAGUUGUUUUUUUUUUUUUGGUUGGGGGAGGGGGGGUGGAGGUGUUCUCCAGCUGUCAAGUAAGUCUAGCAUGGAGACUAAGCAAGGGAAGGGGGCAUCAAGGUGGUGGGGGGGACGGGGACGUUUUAUUAAAUUAGGUUUCUGCUAAGAGUAAUACAAGCAAAUACUACAGAUCAAGCAAGGAAGACAUCAGUAAACCAGGUAAUGGUUGUAUAUCUGCAUGGUACUGAGACUGGAUGUCGUGGCUCAUCCUGCAUCGUGGAUCCCACACAGUCACUGUCAAACCAGCAGCUAUUUACAGACCAGGGCCCUGGGUUUUGAAUCAGCCAUCCAACGGCACCGGGUGUUAUCAUAUGUAAACCGGACUGCUCCCUUAAGAAAGGGAUCCCAACAAAGCAGAGGAACUCUGUAAAAGGUGCCAAUUGAAAUAAAUAUACUUUGUGUUUAA